Molecule: messenger RNA, 1427 nt
Organism: Colias croceus (clouded yellow)
Lineage: Eukaryota; Metazoa; Arthropoda; Insecta; Lepidoptera; Pieridae
Exons: 9
Coding region: 108-1361 (417 amino acids)
Source: RefSeq, a predicted model, not a curated record
CAUUCACAAUUAUUGAAACUUAUUUCAACCGCUAAGUAAAGGCGUUUUCGGUGUUUUCUUAAAUUAUAUUGAUAAUUUUUAAGAAAAGCAUAUUAAGAUAAAACAAUAUGACGAAAACGGACGCUUACUCCGAUGUGGUUGAAUUAUGCGCAUUACUGCAAUGUUUGGGUUUUGGUGUAAAAUCAUUGGAUACGAGAGAUGGAAACAUGAGUCAAGAAGUUGGUGCCAAAACUAUUACUAUAAAUUGCCAGGCCUCUGGACUCCUAGUUGUUAUGGAAAGCACAGACGCAUCUUGCUCCUGUCCAAUAAAUGCUAACGAAAGCAACAGUGGAUUUUGGCAGGUUUCUGGUGUAGCGGGUGGUAAACAAUCAAAUAAGGAAAGUGGUAGCGGUAUAUUGGGAAGUCUUCCGAGAGCACAACGCGAUCGGUUAACUAAAGAAUUACAGGAUAUUAUAAAAUUCAUAAAAGAACACAAUGAGACAGAAGCUGAUAAGCCUAAGGAAGGCAAUAAGUCCACUAGUAUGAUAGAACUGAAGACACCUGAGAAACGACAUUUCCAACUGAAAUCUGAAACACCAGCUCGUUAUCGUUCCUUGGACACGUUGACUGCAACAGAGGACGGACCUCAGUCGCUGCCGGCCCCAGGUCUCUUACAAAGACAACUUUUAAAUGAACACCAUGACGCAAACAUCGAGAAAAAGGUAAUGUGUCAAAGACAAUGCACCUAUACGCUAACAUCUCCUCCUGGUAGUGUAAGAAGCAGAAAUAAAACAUCAAGCCCCAUACAAGUUCAAACUUCUUCAAAUAUUCUGGAAAGUCUAAUAGCGGCUAAGAAAGGAGCUGAAGAAAUACAAAAUAAGCUAGCGAAUGCUAUCAGGGAGUUGUGUGAAGAGGGUAAAAACGAUUCAUCCUUGUCUUCGCUGGCACUUGAUGUUUCAAAAAUAUCUGUGCUUAAGGGACAUGAUGGAAAAGCACAAUUUUCUUCGAGUCCCAAUUUAUCGGCUUUAGCUAACGUCCACGACGAUAUAACAAAAAGAUUAAAGAGAACCGAAAGUGCGUCAACAUCAAACUUGGUCAGUAAAGCGACAGCGAAAGAUAAACAAUCCAGGCUGCGACGCAUUUCACCGAAUUUAUUUAAGUUUAAAAAAGACAAUCCUCCAUCUGUAAGAAUAGAGAAGAAACAAGACAAGUGUCAAGACGCUAAAACUAGUAAAUCCAAUAGUCUAUUUAAACCUAAAGGACUCACACCGUCUAGUACACCUAAACUAAACUCAGAGGCGUCCCCGAAUUUAAGCGCAUCGAGGAAAAAAUUUAGUCAUGUAAAAUCUACAAUCCCGCGACCAGCACCCAAGAAAGAAUAAUAACUUUGUUUUCCAUUGUUUCUAAUAAUGGCUGGUUACUAAAUAAAAUGUGUGAUUUCAACGUAA